GCUGCUGAAAAAACAUAUAAUGAUUUAGAUGUAUCAUUAAAAAAAGCUAAUGAACAUAGAAAUGAAUGGUUUGAAGGUGUAUACAAGUGUAAAUUAGAUGAAACGUUAUUCACUAUUAUGGAAAAAAUUGUAAAGGCUGAGGUUCACAGAUUAGUUGUAGUCGAUGAUGAAGAAAAAGUAAUAGGUAUUAUUUCUUUGUCUGAUUUGUUAUUAUAUCUCGUAUUGAAACCCUGUGGAGAGGAGGGUGAUUCUGGUAAUGGUACUAUAUCUGUAAGAGAUCAGGAUUAUCAAAAAUUAUCUGGAUUUGGUAAAAUUGCUUUAGUGGAUGAAGCAUCUGAUGAAAAAGACGAAUAUUCAGAGUACUCAUCAAGAACUGCUGAAGAACAUAUUUCAAAUAUUCAUCAUUGUAUGACUACAGAAGUCAAUGCCACAGAAACUAAGAACACUUUGUCACAUGAUGUAAAUCCAUAAGUUAUUAAAUCCUAAUCUUAUAUUUCUAUACAGGGUGUUCGGAAGUGAAAAUAAACCCAUUUAGAUCAGGGUACAAUUCUGCUCUAAAUAGUUACUCAUCUUCAAAGAAAUUUAAGAUAACUUAGUCACUUUUAAAGAUAUUUCAAUGGAAUUUAAUAAGGGAAUGUUUUUGGGGUAGCUGAAUUUGAAUAUAUUAGUUUUUACCUAAAACAUAGAUAUCGCUAAAAUCACUAAACAAUUUUUUGUUUUUUUGUCAUACUUUUGCUGGUAUAAAUUUCGAGAAAAUUAUGUUUUUUAAAACUCCAUUUUAAUUACUUUUUAAAAAUUAAUUAAAUUCAUACAACUGAAUUAAAUAUUUUUUCAAUUUAUACCAAUUUGUCGCAAUUAGUAAGUGAAAUAUAGCUCUGUAAAUUAAUUUUUGUGAUACUACAUUACAUUAUAUGUAUCAGUAAACACUGAUUUUUUAUGUGCCUUGAUGUAAAUUGUAAAAAAUAUUUUAUUUAGCUACAAAUUUGGUAAAGAAAAAUUUACUUGUAUUAGAUAGAGCACUCCCAAAUACUCGGCUACUAGCAACUGAUGACUGCAAUAAUAAGUUGAAAUCAAUUUUUCUUGGGAACGGUACAUUUUGACAUGUAACAAGUAUACUUUUUUACAAUAAAGUGGGGUUUCAUAAAACAUCUACGUUUCAAACUAUAGAAUAAAAAAACAAAUGAUAAUAAUA
This is a messenger RNA of Anoplophora glabripennis (Asian longhorned beetle), 1192 nucleotides long. RefSeq lists its product as uncharacterized. The record is from RefSeq and is a predicted model, not a curated record. NCBI's taxonomy places the organism in Eukaryota, Metazoa, Arthropoda, Insecta, Coleoptera, Cerambycidae. The transcript is spliced from 3 exons. The coding region runs from base 118 to 471 and encodes 117 amino acids.